AUGGAUGAUCCACAGAAAGACAACUUCAGCUUAGACCCAGUCCCAGCUCCUCACACCCCCAGCUCCUCUCAGCCCCAGCUCCUCUCAGCCCCAGCUCCUCUCAGCCCCAGCUCCUCUCAGCCCCAGCUCCUCACACCCCCAGCUCCUCACACCCCCAGCUCCUCUCAGCCCCAGCUCCUCACACCCCCAGCUCCUCUCAGCCCCAGCUCCUCUCAGCCCCAGCUCCUCACACCCCCAGCUCCUCUCAGCCCCAGCUCCUCCCAGCUCCUCCCAGCCCCAGCCCCUCUCAGCGCCAGCUCCUCUCAGCCCCAGCUCCUCUCAGACCCAGCUCCUCCCAGCUCCUCCCAGCUCCUCCCAGCCCCAGCCCCUCUCAUCCCCAGCUCCUCCCAUCCCCAGCUCCUCCCAGCCCAAGCUCCUCCCAGCCCAAGCUCCUCCCAGCCCCAGCUCCUCCCAGCCCAAGCUCCUCCCAGCCCAAGCUCCUCCCAGCUCCUCCUAGCCCCAGCCCCUCUCAGCCCCAGCUCCUCCCAGCCCCAGCUCCUCCCAUCCCCAGCUCCUCCCAUCCCCAGCUCCUCCCAUCCCCAGCUCCUCCCAGCUCCUCCCAGCCCCAGCUCCUCCCAGCCCCAGCUCCUCCCAGCCCCAGCCCCUCUCAGCCCCAGCUCCUCUCAGCCCCAGCUCCUCUCAGCCCCAGCUCCUCCCAGCCCCAGCUCCUCUCAGUCCCAGCUCCUCCUAGCCCCAGCUCCUCUCAGUCCCAGCUCCUCCCAGCCCCAGCUCCUCUCAUCCCCAGCUCCCCUCAGUCCCAGCUCCACUCAGCCCCAGCUCCUCCCAUCCCCAGCUCCUCUCAGCCCCAGCCCCUCCCAGCCCCAGCUCCUCUCAGCUCCAGCUCCUCCCAGUCCCAGCUCCUCCCUUCCCCAGCUCCUCCCUUCCCCAGCUCCUCUCAGCCCCAGCUCCUCCCAGCUCCUCCCAUCCCCAGCUCCUCCCAGCCCCAGCCCCUCUCAGCCCCAGCUCCUCUCAUCCCCAGCUCCUCUCAGCCCCAGCUCCUCCCAGCUCCUCUCAUCCCCAGCUCCUCUCAGCCCCAGCUCCUCUCAGCCCCAGCUCCUCCCAGGCCCAGCUCCUCUCAGCCCCAGCUCCUCCCAGCCCCAGCUCCUCCCAGCCCUAGCUCCUCCCAGCCCCAGCUCCUCCCAGUCCCAACUCCUCCCAGCUCCUCCCAGCCCCAGCCCCUCUCAGCCCCAGCUCCUCCCAUCCCCAGCUCCUCUCAGCCCAAGCUCCUCCCAGCCACAGCUCCUCCCAGCUCCUCCUAGCCCCAGCCCCUCUCAGCCCCAGCUCCUCCCAGCCCCAGCUCCUCCCAGCCCCAGCUCCUCCCAUCCCCAGCUCCUCCCAGCUCCUCCCAGCCCCAGCCCCUCUCAGCCCCAGCUCCUCCCAGCCCCAGGACAUCUCAUCUCCUCUCACAGAGACCCAGCUCAUCUCCUCUCACAGAGACCCAGCCCCUCCCCUCUCACAGAGACCCAGCCCGUCUCCUCUCACAGAGACCCAGCCCCUCUCCUCUCACAGAGACCCAGCUCAUCUCCUCUCACAGAGACCCAGCCCCUCCCCUCUCACAGAGACCCAGCUCAUCUCCUCUCACAGAGACCCAGCCCCUCCCCUCUCACAGAGACCCAGCCCGUCUCCUCUCACAGAGACCCAGCCCCUCUCCUCUCACAGAGACCCAGCCCGUCUUCUCUCACAGAGACCCAGCCCCUCUCCUCUCACAGAGACCCAGCCCCUCACCUCUCACAGAGACCCAGCCCCUCUCCUCUCACAGAGACCCAGCCCCUCUCCUCUCACAGAGACCCAGCUCAUCUCCUCUCACAGAGACCCAGCCCGUCUUCUCUCACAGAGACCCAGCCCCUCUCCUCUCACAGAGACCCAGCCCCUCUCCUCUCACAGAGACCCAGCCCGUCUCCUCUCACAGAGACCCAGCUCGUCUCCUCUCACAGAGACCCAGCCCCUCUCCUCUCACAGAGACCCAGCCCCUCUCCUCUCACAGAGACCCAGCACGUCUCCUCUCACAGAGAACCAAGACAUACUAUUCUUCUCAAACCCAGAACAGCGAGACGACCCCAUGCAGAUCCUCUCUCAGAGCCAGGCUAG
Molecule: messenger RNA, 2127 nt
Organism: Salmo salar (Atlantic salmon)
Lineage: Eukaryota; Metazoa; Chordata; Actinopteri; Salmoniformes; Salmonidae
Source: RefSeq, a predicted model, not a curated record